Molecule: messenger RNA, 268 nt
Organism: Amoebophrya sp. A25
Lineage: Eukaryota; Dinophyceae; Syndiniales; Amoebophryaceae
Source: the annotation of a GenBank genome assembly
UCAUCCUUGUGUCGUCUACGUGUUUACGACGCAGACCUGUUUCAGUAUGCUAUCAAUCGUGCUCUCGCUACUCCUGCAACCACGACAGAACUCGGAGCACUUGAAGCCGUGGCUAACUAUGUGGCGCACUCGUCGGAGUUUUUGCACACCAGGACGACUUCUUGUGGUUCAAGCCCUAGUGCGUCACAGCCUGAAGUUGGCGGAGAGCCUCAAAAAACGACGGCCACUACCGCUGCCGCUACUUCGAUACAGCAGAUCUUAAAUGAAC